Hippocampus zosterae (dwarf seahorse) is the source of this 5599-nucleotide messenger RNA. It is a transcript of the gene sema6cb, whose product is annotated as sema domain, transmembrane domain (TM), and cytoplasmic domain, (semaphorin) 6E. NCBI's taxonomy places the organism in Eukaryota, Metazoa, Chordata, Actinopteri, Syngnathiformes, Syngnathidae. The coding region runs from base 472 to 3654 and encodes 1060 amino acids. The transcript has 21 exons. Gene Ontology annotation, molecular function: semaphorin receptor binding; chemorepellent activity. The record is from RefSeq and is a predicted model, not a curated record. Gene Ontology annotation, biological process: axon guidance; negative chemotaxis; negative regulation of axon extension involved in axon guidance.
UCACUGCUUGCCAAUUGCUUGUGGUCUUGUCUCAGCCUCGUUCGCUCGAGUCUGGUCAGAGCGAGAGGACACUUUAUGGGAUACGGAAGCACUCGUGGAGCACAAACUCACCGAAAGAAUAAUAACAACACCGUAUCUGUCGAACGUGACAUCACAGUCUCGAACAGCUACCAAGUGAGGAGCUAGCGAACAGUUGAAUUUUAUACGUGGUCGUCGCGCGCUUCCCGUCACCUACCUCAAGGAAGAAGGACCAUUGGAGCUCAUCGUUGCAGAGCCUCUUCACGUCGUGGCCCCCUCAGAUGUUGGAUGGAUGCUGAGCCGAGCUAAGGAACUUUCAAGACAGCAAGAGAGGCAUCGGCGCGAGAUUUGACGCUGUCAGUGUCAUUGCAUCCAACCCAACCUGACGGUUGGAGGUGAACAGUGGUGUGCUGGGGUCAUGUGUUGCUGCUGAGUCGUCACUUGGGGGCCACCAUGAGGCGAACGCCGCCUCCUCUCCACUCGCCCAGAUCGCCCCCCUCGCCCCUCCCCUUCUUGCUGCUGCUGCUGCUGCUAUUGGGCACCGCCGCUUCCAUGCCACCACCUCCCGGUGGCGCCACCCCCUUUCCUCAGGACCUGGAGCCCAUCAGCGUGGUCGGACGAGACUCUUCCUACUUGUUCCCCAGUUUCCAAGGCUUGAUGGAGGACAAUGACACAGAGCGUCUGGGUCUGGACUUCCAGAGGAUGCUGAGGAUCAACCACAUGCUCUAUGUUGCCGCACGGGAUCACGUUUUUGCCAUCAAUCUGGCGAUGUCCUCGGAGCAAAUCUUCCCGCAGCAGAAGCUGACGUGGAAGACGAAGGAUGUGGACAAGUGCACGGUGCGAGGGAAGAACAGCGAUGAAUGUUACAAUUACAUCAAAGUUUUGGUGCCCCGCAACGAUGAGACGCUGUUUGCGUGCGGUACUAACGCCUUCAACCCCACAUGUCGCAACUACAAGAUGUCGACUUUGGAGCAGGACGGCGAGGAGAUGGUCGGUCAGGCUCGUUGUCCCUUCGAGUCGCAUCAGUCCAACGUCGGGCUUUUUGCAGGGGGUGACUUCUACUCGGCAACCAUGACUGACUUCUUGGCGAGCGACGCGGUGAUUUACCGCAGCUUGGGGGAGAGUCGCCCCGUACUGCGGACUGUCAAGUACGAUUCAAAAUGGCUGCGAGAGCCUCACUUCCUGCACGCCAUCGAGUACGGCAACUUUGUGUACUUCUUCUUCAGCGAGAUCGCUGUGGAGUACACGUCACUGGGCAAGGUGGUUUUCUCCAGAGUAGCGCGCGUGUGUAAGAACGACAACGGCGGUUCGCCUCGGGUUCUGGAGCGCUACUGGACAUCCUUCCUGAAGGCCCGCCUCAACUGCUCUGUGCCCGGAGACUCCUUCUUCUACUUUGACGUGCUGCAGUCGCUCACUAACGUGCUGCAGAUCAACCGCCGGCCCGCCGUGCUCGGUGUCUUCACUACACAGGCAAACAGCAUCACCGGCUCGGCCGUGUGCGCCUUCUACAUGGAUGACAUCGAGAAGGCCUUUAGCGGGAAGUUCAAGGAGCAGAAGAACAGCGAGGCGGCCUGGACGCCCGUCCCCGAUGAGCAGGUCCCCAAACCAAGGCCCGGCUGCUGCGCCGGCGAAGGUUCAGCUGCUGACCUGAAGUCAUCCACCGCUUUCCCCGACGAAAUGCUGACAUUCAUCAAGUCCUACCCGCUCAUGGAUGAGGCCGUGCCCUCCGCCAAUAACAGGCCACUCUUCACCAGGACCACCAGCAGGUUCAAGUUGACUCAGAUCGCAGUCGACACGUCUGCGGGUCCCAACAGGAACUUCACAGUCAUCUUCUUGGGUUCGGAGGACGGCCGAGUUCUGAAGGUUCUCACCAGCACCGAUGGAAACAAUCAGACGCUCAGCACCACUCUUCUGGAGGACAUCAGCGUCUACAACGAUAACAGAUGCAACGUGAGAGGGGAGGCGCGUCGGGUCUUGGCAAUGGAGCUCGAUCGAGACCACCACGCCCUCUUCGUGGCCUUCUCCGGGUGCGUCAUCCGCGUACCGCUCAGCCGCUGCGACGACUACAGCGAUUGCAAGACACGCUGCCUGUCCUCACGGGACCCUUACUGCGUGUGGCUGAAGACCGGAAAGUGUGUCGCCACCACACCCGGAAUCAAAAGCGCCUUUGAGCAGGAUGUGGAGAACGCCGCUCCUCUCCAUCCGAACGCCUGUCACGAUAUCCUGGCGACCACUCGCAAGCAUAACACACCUCUGGACUCGUCUUACGGGAAGGCCAUCCCCACAAGCGCCGGCCCAUCCAAUCAUAUGGAGGCAGGUGACCCUGAAAGAGGUCCAGGUCCGGAGGGCCCUCCCUACGAGGGGGAGCUAGGGUCACCUGACUCGGAGCCAAUCAUUGUGGAGAUGGAGGGCGUGCGCCGUCCUUCCGAAGCGGACAAGAGCAACCACAGCGUCCACUACACGCUGCUGAUCGCGUGCGUCCUGGUGGCCUUUGUGCUGGGCGCCUUCCUCUCGGGUUUUCUGGUAUCCUGCUACUGCAACCGGACGGGGCACAAGACCCGCAAGCUCUCCAAGGACCCUGAGGUCCAGAUCCCUCACGCGCUGUCCCUGCGCAGCUUGGCCAAGCUCAAUGGCCUCCUGGAGGGCGGCGCCGGCAAGGAGGACAAGCUGGAGGCAUCUUCCCCGAAGAUCUACAGCUCCUUGUUCUCCAAGGAGGCCCCCAGGAGGAGCGCCCACCAUGCCAUGUCAAUGGGGGACCUGGUGCUGCCACACCACCACCACCUGCGCUCGUCCUCGGAACUCUCUGGACUGCCCACGCCAGACUCUACGCCCGAGCUGCCCAUCAAGAGCAUGAAGGCCUUCCGAAACCAGUGGGAGAAGAACCACAACUGCAACAACGCGUCGCGGCCGCCGUCGGCCCACGUGUUCCCCUACGGGGCGUCGCGCCAUCCCGAUGAGCGCAAAGUCCACAACGCCGAGCGCCUCCUGCCGCAACACCCGGGCUACGCCCACAAGGUGAUGGAAGUCACCUCAUUGGACGAGCUACUCAAGCACAUCCACGAGGGGGGCGGCGCCAAGACGCCGCAGCUCAUCAGCCCGUCGGGGGGGCAUCACACUGGCGGCGCGGCAGCGGCGGCGGGGCACCUGGCCUACGCCGGCCGCGUCCAGCCUCACAUUCCCGAGACGGAGUCGGCGCCUUACUACAGCUCGUCCACGCUGCCCCGCGACAGCCUCACCCGCCGCAUGGACGUCCCCCCGGACCCGCCGCCGCCCGCGCCGCACACGUCCACGCUGGAGCGCCGCCAGUCCUCGUCCCAGAGGCACUCCUUAAUGGGUGCCGGCGGCGGCGGCGGGGCGGCGCUCCCUCGCCAUCACAGCUUCAGCCAACGUAUGGGAGUCGCCCACCAGCCGCCGCCCCUCUUGGCGCGCAUGAACUCCACAGGAAGCUGCGACGGCCACUUUCCCCUCCUGCCGCCCGGGUACUUGGCACGCUACAACGCCGCCCAGCAGGAAGGCCCCCUCAGGGGCGGCGGAGGGAUGCGAAGGGGGCCCCCCCUAAAAUCCGACGCCCCGCCCAAGCCGCUCUUUAUUCCCGCCUCCUCGCCCGUCAGCCCGCACGCCAAUUUCAACUACUGACGGCAUUUCAGACACGGACCGGCGCCUCAAGUCGACGUGGGGAAUUAUCUUUGUACCAUAUUGGUAUUGUUCUCUUCUACGUGACGCACUACAUUGACCUUGCAACGCAACGCAGCGCAGAACAGCUGAUGGCGUCCUCAAAGUGCAACCGCAACAACUUCAGCCACUCCUGAGUCAAAAACUGAAUCGCUAAUCACAACCUAACUAUGUCAACAACUACACCAACCACGACAUGAAUACUGUAGUCACGUCAGCUGCGUGAACGACUACGACUGCAUUCACGACUCCAGUCCGCAAGAGCAAUGAUUACAUUGUCUCCGCAACAACUACAUCAGUGACGACAUUGCAUCACUCACCGCAUAUCUACGUGAACAAUUACAGGAACGGGCGACAUCAACCACGACGUUAACAACAACAACAACAGCGACUUGGGUGACCACGUCAUCAACAGUAUUUCUUCAAUGACCACAACUAUGUGGAGUCAACUCAUCAAAAACAAUUAGAUCAAUGUCGACAUCAACAACUACAACAACAAUAACAGCUACACCAACAAACACUUUAAUAACGACCGAACAUCACACGUAUACCGGUUACACUGUCAACAACUAAAACAAUAACCGCAUCGACUUCAACAAUAACUAUCUCAACGGAUUAUCUUAUCACGACAUCAACAAUAACUACAUCAAUGACGACAAUGUCAACGCAAACACUAUCUGAAGAACAACUGCAUUCAUACCAAACUGCAUCGGUGUGUACAUCUACACCUAUUUGAACAACUACAUCAACAACUACAUGGACUACGGCGGCUGCAUCAACAUUAACAGCAAGACCAGUGACUUCUUGAAUAACCACUACAUCAAUAACUACAUUAAUAACCAAUACACAUUGUCUACACAACCAUACCAAUGGCGACGUUAGCAAUUUGCGUCAACAACAAAAAGAAUGACAUCAAAGUGUAAAGUGCACCGACGACUUCUACAAUCACUACAUACCAGCUAAACAGACGUCAACAAUGACAACUACAUCGAUCGUAUCGAUAACUACUAGUGACUCCUUUUGUAACGCCAUCAAACAACUACAUUGACGACAUCAACAGCUACAUUGCCCACAAUAACUACCGCAUUAGCGAAUACGCAGCAAUUGCAUUGACGGCGACGCGAAGGUUGCACCGAGUUGCGGUAAAGACUUGAAGCGACGUGAAGCGCUGCAACGCUUGGUUCUCGUUUUCUUUGCGAUGUCGUUGUUGCUAACAGAAUGUGUUUCUAUUAUGCAUGUGUGCGUGUGUGUGCGAGCGUGCGUGCGUGCGUGCACUGUAUACUGUAUGUGUGUGUAGAGCCACAUACAGUAUAUGCAAUCUGCAGUAUAUAUAAAUAUAGAUAUAUAUAUAUACAUAUGUGUGUGUCAAGUUGUGAUGACAUUAGCAAGAAAGUAACUUUUGUCUUUGCCUUAUUAUACUCAAAAACCAUGAAACUCCCCAAACGCCACCCCUAAUCCCCUCAAAAAGAAAAAAAAAAAAGAAAAAUUCUCCAAAAACUAAAAAGCCCUCAAAACCGACCAACAAAUACAUUUGAGGCUUAUUCCUAAAAUGUUCCUGAAAUGACAUCACAGCAUCCUGACUUCAUUGUCAUUUGGCUGCGCAAAAAAAAAAUGCCAAUUUUAUUAUUGUGUUUCCUUUUUUUGCAUUAUUCGUUUUUAUGGGGGGGCGGUGCAGUGGCACCAGUCUGCUGACGCCGACAACUCGCUGUUGUCUUUUUUUUUUUUGUUGCUCUUGUUUUUCCCUGGGAAGAAAUUUUGAUUGUUGCUGACAUGGACAUUUCUCCAGGGGGAACAUUUUGGACCGCCAGAGGCCGACAUUCCCAAAACAAACUACGACAAUAGCGAGAGCUGCACUUCUUAUCGACACACUUUGAGGUUAAUGCUUGUAAAUAAAAACAUACUGACUACA